CAAGCUGAAGUCGUCUUCGGGUCGUGAUGAUAGAAAGCCUGCAAAAGCUCAGCGGAUUCUCGUCUCUAAAGUACCGAGAUCAUGGUGGCAGAAGUCGGAUCUUGCCCAACCCGAAAAGGAGAUGCACGGGUUCGAACAGGCCUUGCGCUCCGCAUUACUCUCUGAUCUGUGGCUCUCAAAGGAAGCUGCGGUACUUCAGCAGAAGGAAGGCUUUGCCAACCUAAACAGCCAACUGCAAGCCUUCGUCCGGCGGUUCGAUCAAGACUGGGAGCAACUUUCGGACCUGAUCCAGAGCCAGACGACCGACAUCAGAGAAGCCAUCAUCGCCGAUGGAGAUAGAACAAGAGCUUUGGUGGUGGCAAGAAGAAGCGCCCAGGCUACCGCUGCCUAGUGCGAAAAACUUGUGGGCAGCCUAACAUUCUCGACGAUGCUCUCCUGCAAGAGUUGCAUUGCAGACUCCUACGGGGACACGUUCCGACGGAUUUUCGAGGC
Parathielavia appendiculata is the source of this 492-nucleotide messenger RNA. RefSeq lists its product as uncharacterized. The coding region runs from base 122 to 391 and encodes 89 amino acids. NCBI's taxonomy places the organism in Eukaryota, Fungi, Ascomycota, Sordariomycetes, Sordariales, Chaetomiaceae. The record is from RefSeq and is a predicted model, not a curated record. The transcript is spliced from 2 exons.